GCUCCAACAUUAAGGCUGAUUUUGGAAAACCAUGGAGUAUAGAAUGUGUUUGUUUGUAACACUAGCUGCUCUAGUGAUAACCCAUGUGUCCUGUACGGUUACAAAAUGCUUUGAGCCUAAUCCGCAGAAAGCCAAGUAUAACUACGAUCCCAAGACCUGCUUGUCUCCUUCUCACUGGAACCAAAUUUCACCUUCCUGGGGGAACUGUACAACUUUCUGGAAUCUGAGACAGUCUCCUAUCAACAUCAACACCCUGGAUACUGUCUAUAUGCCGAUACACAAACUGGGCUUCCAUAACCUGUGUAAGAGAGUCAAAGGAAAGGCCACCAACAAUGGUCAUCAUCCCGAGUUUGAAACUACUAAUAAGAACAUAAAGUUAUUCAAUGUCCCGGGUCAAGGUCACGACAAGUUCAUAUUCAAGGAAAUCCACGUCCAUACUGGCGUCCUGGAAUCGGCCGGAUCUGAACACUCCAUUGACAAUAACUUCACACCUAUAGAGAUACAUGCUGUGUUUUACAAUGAACAUUUCAAGGACGCGAUGGAGGCUCAAUCCAAGACAAAUGGAAUGACGGUUAUCGCCGUCCAAGUCCAGGUUGCUGCUGAUGAGACAGAAAAUGUAGACAGCGUGUCUUUGGAACCUCGAGAUAUGGAAAGCAUAAAUCAGGCUUGUCCCUGUGCUCCGUUAGAUCUCAACUGUCGAAAAGAAAAAUGUUUCUGUAAAGGAUCGAAAGAUCUUAUCUGCAAAGCAACCAAGAACCACAUGUGUUCUGACAAGUUUGGAGAGGGCCUCGUCUGUCGUGCCUCUGGUAUUGCUCGCUGUACCGGAGACCAGCAGUGCAGUGGACUGAAAAAAUGUCGACGGAACGACUUCGUCCAGGCCAAUCAAACACCAAAUAAUUUCUGUUCGCUUCCAAAAGUCUGCCGAGUAAGAUAUGCUCACGAGCUCAGUCAUCUUAUGGAGAAAUAUUACCAGAAAAUUCAUGAAUACAAGCCAAAAACUGCGCCAGAUGCUAAAAGGUUUACAAGGAUUUUGGAGAACAUCACCCCCAGAGACAUUCUGCCAUACAGCUGGAAUUAUUACACGUACUCGGGCUCUCUGACCGCACCGCCAUGUUAUGAGACAGUCCAGUGGAUUGUUAUGAGGUGUCCAAUAAAAAUAUCCAGAAAGGCUUACCUGAUGUUACAGCUGAUGGAGGAUAUAACCCACAUCCCACUGAUGGCCCACGGGACGCGACGUCCCAUUCAGCGCGGGAAAUCUGGACUCCAUCGUGUAGAGGUAUCAAGAAAUUUCCUCUGGAACGAAGCCCAAGAUGAAACAUCGUUCUGCGAUGUAAAUCAAUGAGAGCUCUUCGUGUGCUGAUUUAUUAACUUAUUUUUGUUCUCUUCUACCUCUUGUUAUU
Saccostrea cuccullata (small rock oyster) is the source of this 1400-nucleotide messenger RNA. Its product is annotated as nacrein-like protein. Gene Ontology annotation, molecular function: carbonate dehydratase activity; zinc ion binding. The record is from RefSeq and is a predicted model, not a curated record. The transcript has 8 exons. NCBI's taxonomy places the organism in Eukaryota, Metazoa, Mollusca, Bivalvia, Ostreida, Ostreidae. The coding region runs from base 32 to 1342 and encodes 436 amino acids.